Anopheles marshallii is the source of this 1566-nucleotide messenger RNA. RefSeq names its product ribosomal L1 domain-containing protein CG13096. The record is from RefSeq and is a predicted model, not a curated record. The transcript is spliced from 2 exons. Bases 1 to 1566 code for a protein of 521 amino acids. Lineage: Eukaryota; Metazoa; Arthropoda; Insecta; Diptera; Culicidae.
AUGAAGGUAAAAGCGGCGAAAAAGGAUAAACCUGUCCGGGAGGAAGUGGUCCAGAUAAAGAAAACGAAAACAGGCAUUCAAAAGGCGAAGAAACUCAAGGAACCACUGAAACAAUCGGCAGCCAAGGUAGCGGCUACCAAUGGUGCUGAGGUCGCCGAGGCCGCUUCAGUAAAACUACCCGAAAAGCGUGAAUUUUCCAUGAAGCUUCAGCUGAAAAAGAAAGCCAAACAAAAGAAACCUUCUGGGGGGAAGAAAAAUGAACAAGAAAAUUCACCACCGGCGAAGGAUGCCAAUGGAGCCGUGCCCGGCAAAAGGGCCAAGAAGCAAAAGCAACUGAAAGUUGUACCCGUAGUGGAGGAACAAAAGGAGGAGGACAAACAACCCGAGCCGGUAAUUAACGAGAGAAAGAAAGCUAAAAAGGAGUUUGAAGCGCAGGUUAAGGCACUGAAAAAGGAGGAACGAAACUUGGAUGUUAAAUUACCCAAGAAGUGCAAAACAGAAACGUUGGAACUCGUCCCGAAAGAGCUGAUCUCGAAGAAAAGCUUUCAGAAGGUUUACGAACUAUUCCGUAAAAAGGGUGAUGAGAAGGGAAACAAGCUGUUCGGAGACGAUUUAAAGUAUAACCUGCAAAUUAUUAGCGUAAAGGUGCCACGAUGUCCGUCAAGGAACUGUCGAAUUAUUCUUCCACAUCCAUUGCUUCGCCAAGAGGACGACAUUUGUCUGAUUGUGAAGGACGCGAUCCGUGGUCGUGAAGUCGACUAUUCACUCACGUUGCACGAAUGGGAGGAUAAGUUGAAGGACCUGAACAUAGGCCACAAGGUGCAGAUCAUUCCGUUUCAGCAGCUGAAACGCGACUACGGCUCGUACGAGAUGAAACGCAAGCUCGCUCAACGCUUCGAACGUUUCCUCGUUGAUGCACGCAUCAGUGGGCAUGUGUUCGCCUUCUUGGGGUCCCAGUUUAUAAAGCGCAGUAAAAAUCCCACACCUGUCAAGCUGGACAAUGAAGCCAAGAUCAAGGAGGUUCUAGCGCAUGCAUUGCAAUUGCACACCUACCGUCAGGGCAAUAAGGGUAAUUCGUCGGAAAUUAAAUUUGCAGCACACUGGAUGCCGGUGGAGCAUGCCGUUGAGAAUGGAUUGGCACUGCUAGAGAAACUCAAGACCGCCUUUCCUGGCGGUUGGUUAAACAUACAGUCGAUAAACAUAACAACGGCCACCGAAAAGUCACAGUCGUUGCCGAUCUACGUCAGUACUAUCGAUCCCAAUCUGGUACCGGUGCCGGUUGUGGUUGGUUUACGCGAAAAGUUCGUCAAGAAACAGCAACAUUUGAUGAAGCAGCGCACUGGAGGUAUGUACGAAGUGACCAAAGACGGUAUCGUACGGAAGGUGCGCACACCGGAACAGAACGCUGGGGCGAACAAUGUGGAGGAAUCGGACGUUGAGCUGGAAGACGUUGAACUGGAAGAGGACGAUGGCUGGGUGCCGUACGACGAUGAUCCACAAAGGGCUCGUCGUAAAGGGCGUGGUAGCGGUACGCGUCAACGGGGUCCGAAGAUGAGGAUAAAGUAA